UGAUUAAGCUGAGAGUAAAUUGAAGGUGACAUUGACUUUAAUCAGCUGCUGGACGACUUAUAUGGCAUCGCCCAGAAGUGGUUACAGUGGCACAGAUAGAUUCGUUCUUUAUAUACUCUUAGAUUUUGAGCUUCACUAUUAUUUCGCACCAAGAUCUCAUUAUUCAAAUCCAUAUUCCCCAAAGCACUAUAAUUCAUAUUAUUAUUAUUUGACUCCUUUGCUAUUCGUCUUGUUAAUUUCAUCUUGAUAUAUUGGUGUGGCAUGGGAUUUCGGGCCGACUGUCAUUUGUGUUGUUAGAAAUAUUUUAGUUGUUAUAAUUUGUCUUCACCAUAAAUCAUAACUAGUCUUUAGGAUAUUUUUAACGUCAUUUUAACUUGAAAACACAUUACUACUGUCAUACUUUAUACUAGAUACUAUAUGUAAUUUACCCUUGACUUUGUUCCCCCUUUUCACAAUUCACAAAAUCAAUACUUUUCGCUUCAAGCUUCAGAUGUCGGUGUGUAGAAAUUAACAUCUGCAAAGACUUUUAAGAACUUGGAAGAAAGAAAUGAUAUCUGAUGCUUCACUGGUACUGUUUACACUACGUCUCAUUCUGAUCAGAAUGGACCUCAUGCUUCGACAAGAGUCAACUCCGAACUUAUCAUUCGUUAUGACAAUCCAUUAGUCUCUAAAACACAUUGAAACAUCAGUAUAUUAUAAAGCAAAAUAUCUUUGAACAUCACUUUUCACACUUUUAUUCCAAGUCUACAGAAAUACAACCUUUAGCUAUGUAUAGUACACAAAAUCAAUGGUCGAAUGAUACGAAAAGGACCCUGUUUUUCUUCAUCUUUAAAAAUGCUUACGAACUUUAUUGAAUAACAAGUGAAAUUUAUGCAAUAUCUGAGUUCAUUGUAUGCCACAGUGAUUCAAGGGAAAAUAUUAAAAAUAAAUGAUUCUGGGAUUUAUGUUCAUGCAACACUUGGUUCACCAAACUGCGUUGGUGUACAUGAAUGUGGUAGACCAUUAGGUUUAAAAUUGUUCAACAAUUCGGAGAAUUUCUUGGUCACGGAUGCCUAUUUAGGUGUAUUCUCUGUCUCGGUGAAAGAUGGUAGUGUGAAGAAAUUGUUCCCAUUAGAUGAAGAUUUCAAAGUUACAUUUUUUGAUGAUUCAGUAAUGUUACCGAACGGUAGUCUUGUUAUUACUGAAGCUAGUACAAAAAAUACUUUACAACAUUUAUGGACAACAAUUUUAGAAGGACUACCUAGUGGGAGGCUAACAAUGGCUGAUACAAAAACUGGUCAAUACAGUCACAUAAUGGAUGGUUUACGCUUUCCCAACGGAAUCGAAAUUUCUAGUGACGGAAAAUCCAUAUUACUCGUUGAAACAAUGAAACUUCGAAUUUUACGAAUUCCAUUAGAUGGAGGUGAAGUGACCGUGUUCAGUGAUGGGCUACCUGGUUUUCCGGAUAAUAUCAAAGCCAGUCCACGUGGUGGAUAUUGGGUUCCUGUAUCACCUCUUCGUGACGAGCCUCUAUCUGAACUUCUACUCAAUUAUCUACCAGCUUAUCCUUGUAUUCGUCAGUUGGCUUCCAGUAUUAUCUCCAUGCUUCCAUUCACACUAAUACCGAAAGGAAAAUCGUCAAUGUUAAUUCGUUUAGAUGAAAAUGGACAGAUAAUUGAAAUUUGGAAAGAUUUUCAAAAUGAAUUACCAAAUGCUUGUGAAGUACUAGAACAUGAUGAUACUCUAUACACUGGAAGCUUUUAUCUACCUUACAUUGGUCGUUUAAGAAGAUUGUCAAAUUAA
Messenger RNA from Schistosoma bovis, 1782 nucleotides. NCBI's taxonomy places the organism in Eukaryota, Metazoa, Platyhelminthes, Trematoda, Strigeidida, Schistosomatidae. The record is from the annotation of a GenBank genome assembly.